UCUUGAGGUGAGAAUCCCAGAAGGUCAACCAGCCGGCGGAAUCAAAGUCUUAUCCUUCCACUUCCAAGUCUGGAUUCCGUCCAUGGCGUCCCAGGAUCACCACCACCACCACGGCGGCCACUCCCACGACGACGACCACCAUCACCGCCACCAUCACGGGGAUGCCGCCGGGAAGGGGGCGGGGGCGGGGUCGUGGGUCGGCGAGGACGGGCGCGUGUGGCACUCCCACGACGGCCUGGCGCCGCACUCCCACGAGCCCAUCUACUCCGCCGGGGACUUCUCCAAGCGCGCGCCGCCGCUCGACUCCCGCAGCUUCGCCGACCGCGCCUUCACCGUCGGCAUCGGCGGCCCCGUCGGCACCGGGAAGACUGCCCUGAUGUUAGCACUCUGCACUUGCCUCCGUGACAAAUAUAGUCUUGCAGCGGUUACAAAUGAUAUAUUCACAAAAGAGGAUGGAGAAUUCUUGGUCAAGCAUGGAGCUCUGCCUGAAGAGCGCAUACGUGCUGUCGAAACUGGAGGCUGCCCUCAUGCCGCUAUACGUGAGGACAUCAGCAUAAAUCUGGGCCCUCUGGAGGAGCUAUCCAACUUGUACAAGGCCGAUGUGCUGCUCUGUGAAUCUGGAGGAGAUAACCUGGCAGCCAACUUCAGCAGGGAGCUAGCAGACUACAUAAUCUACAUCAUCGACGUGUCCGGUGGGGACAAGAUACCAAGAAAAGGCGGCCCUGGGAUAACCCAAGCAGAUCUCUUGGUCAUAAACAAGACAGACCUUGCCUCCGCGGUUGGAGCUGACCUAGCCGUGAUGGAGCGAGACGCCCUUCGGAUGCGGGAAGGAGGGCCCUUCGUGUUCGCCCAGGUGAAACACGGGGUUGGCGUGGAGGAGAUUGUGGACCACGUGCUGCGGGCCUGGGAGAUCGCCACCGGCAACGGGCGCCGAUAGAGAGGCUCUCUCACGCGACCGAAACGCUGGCGAGUAAUUUUAGAAUCCGAGGAUACAGUGGGCGAGUUCUUCAUGUAACUUCAUCAGAUGUAAGGUCCUUGAUGAGAAUGAAUAAGCAAAACUGUAAUGCUAGAACAUUGUUGCCUUCGCUGUUUCAUGAGCUGGGCACUCUGGAGAACAACAAAACAGUAAGGUUCUUUCGAAUCCGAGGAUAUAUAAAAUAAAAAUGGUUCUGUCACGGUAUGUUGAAGCA
Messenger RNA from Triticum dicoccoides, 1190 nucleotides. Its product is annotated as urease accessory protein G. The record is from RefSeq and is a predicted model, not a curated record. The transcript is spliced from 7 exons. NCBI's taxonomy places the organism in Eukaryota, Viridiplantae, Streptophyta, Magnoliopsida, Poales, Poaceae. The coding region runs from base 83 to 937 and encodes 284 amino acids. Gene Ontology annotation, biological process: urea catabolic process. Gene Ontology annotation, molecular function: GTPase activity; nickel cation binding.